Molecule: messenger RNA, 4030 nt
Organism: Chlamydomonas reinhardtii
Lineage: Eukaryota; Viridiplantae; Chlorophyta; Chlorophyceae; Chlamydomonadales; Chlamydomonadaceae
Exons: 10
Coding region: 352-3432 (1026 amino acids)
Biological process (GO): sphingolipid catabolic process; ceramide biosynthetic process
Cellular component (GO): endoplasmic reticulum; cell periphery; membrane
Molecular function (GO): glycerophospholipase activity
Source: RefSeq, a predicted model, not a curated record
ACCUUCCUCUUUCUAGCAGGAUUUGCGGGUUUUGCUUCAUUAUCCGUCGUCGCGUGCAGACUUUUGAACGCUCGGCGCGCUACUAGCUUUAGAAAAUGGUUCUGGCGCGCGAGGAGGCCCCGAGGCCCCGCCGAAGACCUAGUCGAUGCGCGUCGGGUUUUUCCUCGGCUCCAGCCCGAGCUGACGGAGCUCAUCGUUUCUUUCCUGCCGGAUAAUGAGGUAGUUUUCUUCAAGUUGGUCUGCAAGGCCGCGGCAGCCCAGUUUCGCGACUUCAGGACGAUACGCCUCUCCAGGCCCGUGCCGCCUUUCGCCUUCGCGGCGAAAUGGAGCAAAGCCGAAGCGGUGCAUCCCAUGACGCUGACGCAGAUUGGAUUGCUACACUCUCUGACCGCAGCCAGUGGCAGCCUGCCCAACCUGCGCACCCUGCUGAAGCGCGAUGACAACCUCUUCACGGCAGACGUCUUCACGGCCGCAGCCAAGUCGGGCCACAUCGAGGUGCUGCGCUGGCUCCGGCGCACGGCCGACUGCCCCUGGAGCGAGGAGGCGGUGGAGGCGGCGGCGCGGGAGGGGCGGCUGGACGUGGUCCGGUAUCUGCUGGCUCAGGAUGGGUACCCCUACAACGCCUCGCGCCUGCUGCCCGCCGCCGCCGCCAGCGGCAGCAUCACCCUCAUGCUGUGGAUGCUGGCCAGGGGACUGGCGCACGUGAACGGCUGCGCGCUUCGCGCCGCGGCGGCGGCGGGGCAGGAGGAAGUUGCGCUGCUGCUAGCAGAGCUAGAGCCGCCGGAGCGCGUCAGCGCCGUCCGACUGGUGGCGGCUGUAGCACAGGGCUGCGGCCUGCCGUGCCUGCAGACGCUGCAUGUGGAGUAUCUGGAGGGCGGCGCGGCGGUGCGGCGGCGGCGCGGCGGCGGCCGGGCCGUGGGCGGAGCCAGCGUCGUCCACAUUGUGCGGCUGCUGCUGGCGGAGCGGCCGCUGCGGUGGGCGGAGCUGGUGGCGGAAAUGCUGGCGGAGGCGGAGGAGGUGGAGGAGGCGGCGGGAGAGGCGGGAGAGGCGGGAGAGGCGGGCGGGUCCGGGAGCGCGGCUGCUGCAGGCGGCGGCGAGGGAGCGGCGGCAGGAGCGGGAGGAGGAGCGGCGGGUGCGGGUGCGGGUGCGGGUGCGGGUGCGGGUGCGGGUGCGGGUGCGGGUGCGGGUGCGGGUGCGGGUGCGGGUGCGGGUGCGGGUGCGGGUGCGGGUGCGGGUGCGGGUGCCGGUGCGGGUGCGGGUGCGGAAGCGGAAGCGGCAAUGCGGGCGGAGCCGGAGGCGGGGUCGAGUGGGGAGCGGGUGCCGGAAGCGCCUACCGACCGGGCUGCGACAGCGUCAGCGACGGCAGCGGGCGCGGGAGCGGAAGGGGCCACGAGCACCAGCACCAGCACGGGCACGAGCACGGGCGUCGGCGCCAGUGCGGGCGCAGGCACGGGCGCCCGCGCGGGCACGCGGAGAGUGGCGGCAGCUCUGCCUCUGCAGCCGCUGGUGUCAAUGUACGGAGCCGCCGCAGACGCGGCCGCCGCAGCCCGCGCGGCGGCAGCUGCGGCGGCUACAGCGGCUGCUACUGCCGCCGCCACGUACGCCGUGGCGGCGGCGGCGGGCUGGGACCCUGCUACUGCCGCCGCCGCGGCGGGUGCUGCUACAGCCGCCCCGGUGGCUCGGGGCCUGGCGGCGUCGGAUCCGGAGGCGGCGGCGCGGGUGAUGGCGGCGGCGGCCGCCAGCCACACGGCCGACUGGAUGGAUAAGAUUAUUUGGCUGGAGUCGCUCGGCUACCCACGUUGCGCGGCGGCGUCAGAACGCGCCGCAGAGGCCGGCGGCGGGCCGGAGGCCGGCAGUAGCAGCAGCGGCGCCAACGGCAGUAGCAGCAGCACCAGCGGCAGCGCCGGCGCGCCCAACGGGGCCGGCAGUAGCGGCGGCGGCGCUGGCAGCAACCCGAGCAGCAGCAGCCGCAUGCCGAGGAGCUACAGUUACAGCCUCGGCCCGGCGGCGUGCGGCGGCGCCGCCGCCAGCGCCGCCGCUGCUACAGCCGGCGGCCGCGCCAACACCGGCAGUAGCGCCAGCAGUAGCAGCAGCGGUAAGCGUCGGUCCGCGGUUACGCGGCUAGCGUGGCUGCGCGCGCGCGGGUUUCCGAUGGACGCGUGGACGGUGGCGGCGGCGGCGAAGCGUGGUGACGAGGCUGCGGUGCGGUGGCUGCUGUUUGAGGCGGGUGUGGAACUCGACAACGACGAUUUCGCGCCGGCCUGGAACGCGGCGGCGGGCGGGCACCUGCCGGUGCUGCGGGUGUUGGCGGAGGCGGGGUGCGCUCUGGAGCCUGGGGAGACCAUUGUGCAGGCGGCGCGCGGCGGCCACCUGCGUGUGGUGGCCUGGCUGCUCACCGAGGCGCCCGCCGCCAUCGCCGCCGCCGCCGCCGCCACCACCGCCGCCGCCACCGGCGCGCCCGCCGCUGACGCCGCUGCCCUGGCCCUGCUGGCGUCCGCGCACCGGCCCGCCCUGACGCCGGAGCUCUUCUCCGCCGCCGCCGAGAGCGGCUGCGAGCCGCUGAUGCGCUACCUGCGGGAGGAGCAGCGCUGCCCCUGGGACGCCACCGCCUUCGCCUGGGCGGCGUGGGUGGGCUGCCAGCGCACCAUUGCCUGGAUGGCGGCGGCGGGCUGCCCUAUGGGGGAGGACGGCGAGCCGUACAUCUGGGCCGGCUACAACGCCGACUACGUGACGCUGCGGCGGCUGCGGGCGCUGGGCUGUGCCUGGAGCGCGGCCACCUUCAACCGGGCGGUGUGCCUGGACGAGGGGCUGGGCGAGGAGGGCGACGGCGACAGCGAGUGGUGCUGCAGCCUGGAGGUGCUCAGGUGGUUUGUGGACUCGGGCUGCCCCGUGGACUGGCCGGCGGCGCUGGGUGUGGCUGUGAAGCGGCGGCCCGAGGAAGACGAACUGCUGGGCUGGCUGCUCACACAGGCAGCGGCCUCCCUAGGAGUGGACCUACGGAGUGGUAAAGUGGCCAAGGGCAAGGAGGCCGGGGCGGGAGCCGGCACGAGCGCAGCGGCGGCGCUUGUGGCGGCAGCCCUCACGGCAGCGGCGCAGCAACUGGAGGCGGCGGCGGAGGUAGCAUUGGCUGCGGGAAUGGCGCCGGCGGCGGCGGGUGCGGCGGCGGAUGCGGGGGUGGCGGCGGCGGAGGUAGCGGGGGUAGCGGAGGAGGAGGCGGAGGCUGGAGGAGGGGCAGAGGGCGCGGGCGCGGGAUGGGUCGUGGGCGCACAGGCCGGGGAGGGUGCUGUGGAGGAGCCGGGGGCGGGGCCGGGGGCUCAGGGCGAGGGAGGGGAAGGGGGAGGGGCAGACGCCAGCGCCGCAGCAGCCGUGGUGGAGGUGGUGGAGGGCGACGAGGAAUGGGAUGUGCUGGCGGCGGCGGCGUGGCAGCUAUAGAGAUGGCUGGCAAUGGCAAUAAACGCGAAGGUGGCGGCGACGAGUUUUCCGGAUGCAACCGCAUUUGGUAAAAGUCCCCGCCCCCCAGAGGACGUUGACAUGGGAUGGCUUCUCAAUGCAAAAAUUGAAAGCGCCAGAGCGGCCUUUGCUUACCUUUGGUAUACUGCGCUAUUACAGCUGCUUGGGCUUGGGCAACGUUGGGCAUUGCGGCCAUGCCGUGUCGUGGGGUGACUGCUGUGUUGUGCAAAGAUGGCGUUGAAUCGGAGACAAUUACAGCGGCAGGUUCAAAUGAUAGGACGCGUGUGUGUCGGCAAUGAAGAUAUACCCUCAGAACCGAUGCCAAAGUCGGUGCCAGCGUCGGCGCGAGUGCCACGGCACGGGGGGCCGGGAGCGGCACAGGCACACGGCAAGGGAAGAAAUGUUCCGCCAUCGCCCUGGGUGCUUGGGGUUCUUUCUAUCAUAAGCAGCUGUUACACGCGACUAGCUUACGUAAAAUCCGAACAUUCAGGCUGGAACAAUGAUGACGUGAAGUGAAGAGUGAAGGAUCGAGUCGUGGCCAUGAUGCAUGUCUUCAAACCAUUUCGUCCUUAAUGGACGC